UAGGGGUGGGGCCUCGGUGCGGCGAGGCGGCGGGCAACCGGGAGGUUGGUUGGCGGGCGGGCAGAGGUGCGGAUAGCGCGCUGUACUAUCUUUGGAGGGCCAUGGCCGCUUCUCCAAUCCCUGGCGGUGGCGGUGCGGGAGCUGUCCACUCCUCCAACGCCUCUGGCUUCGCCUUCGACUCCGGACUGGAGAUCAGAACGCGCUCAGUGGAACAGACUCUUCUGCCCUUGGUUUCUCAGGCAGAGACAAGAACUGGUACCUGCUAUCACAGACCUAUUCAAACUAUGCUGGAAAUCCCAGACCUUCUACAAGACAAGAAGAAACAAAAGAUUACCACUCUUAUUAAUCAUAAAGAUAAUACCAAAAAGUCUGAUAAAACUCUGCAAGCAAUUCAGCGUGUGGGACAAGCUGUCAACUUGGCCGUUGGAAGAUUUGUUAAAGUAGGGGAAGCUAUAGCCAAUGAAAACUGGGAUUUGAAAGAAGAAAUUAACGUUGCCUGUUUUGAAGCUAAACAAGCAGGUGAAACAAUCGCCUCUCUCACAGAUGUGACCAAAUGGAGCCAUUUGGAAUCAGAUGGUCAGGUCACAGUUCUGACAGACAAAACAGGAGUCGUGCAGGCCGCCAGGCUGCUGCUCUCCUCAGUGACAAAAGUGUUGCUGCUGGCAGAUCGUGUAGUCAUCAAGCAGAUAGUGACAUCGAGAAACAAGGUUCUUGCGACCAUGGAUGGGCUAGAGAAGGUAAACAGCUUUCAGGAAUUUGUUCAGAUAUUCAGCCAGUUUGGAAACGAAAUGGUGGAGUUUGCACAUCUGACGGGAGACAGACAAAAUGAUUUAAAAGAUGAGAAGAAAAAGGCCAGAAUGGCUGUGGCGAGGGCCGUGCUUGAAAAGGGCACCAUGAUGCUCCUCACAGCCUCCAAGACAUGUCUCAGGCACCCCAGCUGUGAGUCAGCCCAUAAAAACAAAGAAGGAGUGUUUGACCGGAUGAGAGCAGCCCUGGAGAAGGUCAUCGAGAUCGUGACUGACUGCAGACUCAGCGGAGAGGCCGACGGCUCGUCUGUCAGCAUUUAUACUGGCAUCAAAGAGUUGAAGUUGAAUAUUGAAGCUCUUCGGGAGAAUGUUUACUUUGAGUCCAAAGAGAACCUUUCUGCCACAUUGGAGGUCGUCUUAGAACGCGUGGAGGACUUCACUGAUUCUGCCUACACGAGCCACGAGCACAGGGAACGCAUCUUGGAGCUGUCUACCCAGGCGAGGACAGAACUGCAGCAGUUCGUUUCUGUUUGGAUGCAAGCCCAAAGCAGGAAGACAGAGAGCACGGCCGAGGAGCUGGAACUCGCUGUUCUGAAGUUCAGCCACAGCCUGGAUGAGCUGAGGAAAGAGCUCCAUUGUACAGCCAUGCAGCUGGCAGGCGACCUGUUAAAAUUCCAUGCUGAUCAUGUGGUUUUAAAAGCAUUAAAAGUUACUGGAGUAGAAGGAAAUUUGGAAGCGUUGGCUGAGUAUGCCUGUAAACUCUCUGAGCAGAAAGAACAGCUUGUUGAGACAUGCCGGUUGUUGCGGCAUGUAUCUGGCACAGAACCCCUUGAGAUAACGUGCAUACAUGCAGAAGAAACGUUUCAGGUGACUGGCCAACAGAUCAUUUCUGCUGCUGAAACAUUGACGUUGCAUCCGUCUAGCAAAAUUGCUAAGGAAAACCUGGAUGUGUUUUGUGAAGCUUGGGAAUCUCAGAUUAGUGACAUGGCAACGCUGCUAAGAGAAAUCAGUGAUGUGUUUGAAGGAAGACGAGGAGAGAAGUAUGACCAUCUUUCACUGCCAAAGCCUAUGAAGAAUAAUGCAAACCUGAAAUCACUAAAGCCUGACAAACCUGAUUCAGAGGAGCAAGCCAAGAUAGCCAAGCUCGGCCUGAAACUGGGGCUGCUCUCCUCCGAUGCGGACUGUGAAAUUGAGAAAUGGGAAGAUGAGGAGAACGAGAUAGUUCAACACGGACGGAGUAUGUCCAGGAUGGCCUAUUCUCUGUAUUUAUUUACUAGAGGAGAGGGGCCACUGAAAACUUCCCAGGACUUAAUUCACUUUCUAGAGGUUUUUGCUGCAGAGGGAUUAAAGCUUACUUCAAGUGUACAGUCAUUUUCAAAGCAGCUAAAAGAUGAUGACAAACUUAUGCUUCUCCUGGAAAUAAACAAACUAAUUCCUCUAUGCCACCAGCUUCAGACAAUAACUAAGACAUCUUUGCAGAGUAAAGUGUUUCUAAAGGUUGACAAGUGUAUCACAAAGAUAAGAUCCAUGAUGACUCUGGUGGUCCAGCUCCUCUCACUUUGCUAUAAGCUACUGAAGAAGAUGGAAAACAACAGAUGGGGCUCAGCGACGAACAAAGACACCAUGGAUGGUCAAAGCUGAGCACCUGGGGUUCGUCUCUGGAAGACCAUGUGGCACAGCUGACAUUUUCAAAAGCAAAUGAUCCUUUGUACUUUCAUAAGUUCAUCAGUCUUUUAAAGAGAAUGCUAAAAUCUUUCUUUUUUUCUGAUCUUCAGAUUAGACAGUCAUGUUGCUAUGGUGGUUGCUAAGGUUCUAAUGGCAGUGCAAUUUGAAAACCGACACUAUACUCAGGAUGUUUUUCAGCACACACCAAAUAUCCGAACUGUCUUAAUGGUGGCUUAAUCCCAAAGAAGCAAUGGCAAAUGCACGCUCCCCUUUGGCAUCCUUAACUGUUUUUUAAGCUGAUUAUCUAUAACACUAAUUUCAGCAUAAAAUAUACAGUGGCCUUGUUGAGUGCAGUUUUCUUAGGCCCAUGGGCUCUUCAGUUCUUGUUGAGGCAGGAUAAGGGGCCAUCAGUGUCUGUCCCCAGAUCACACCUGUUAGCACUGUUGCUUCUAAUAAGUACCUCACUGGAUAAGCUUGUUAGGCUGCACCUGUCCCUUGCCCACAGAAGUCACUCCAAAGAACCCUGCGGCAACUUCAGAAGAGGAGAGUUUUAUUUUAGCUGUAGUAUGCAUAGCUGACCAGGCAGUCCUGAAUAAUGGGUGGGAUCCUAAGUAUUUCUUACUGGUUUAAAAACACUUUGAAGUACCCUUCUCAGUAUUGAUGAAAUGACAGUUGCAGAAGACAGAACAUUGGAACCAAAAGGCUGUUUAGAUUGCAGAUACCUACCUGUACACUGUAUUUUAUGUAUGUGGAAUUGGAAUGCUCGUCUUAAAAUAAAUAUUUUUAGUCUUU
Molecule: messenger RNA, 3203 nt
Organism: Apodemus sylvaticus (European woodmouse)
Lineage: Eukaryota; Metazoa; Chordata; Mammalia; Rodentia; Muridae
Gene: Ctnnal1
Product: catenin alpha like 1
Exons: 20
Coding region: 102-2387 (761 amino acids)
Biological process (GO): Rho protein signal transduction; cell adhesion
Molecular function (GO): cadherin binding; actin filament binding
Source: RefSeq, a predicted model, not a curated record